This is a messenger RNA of Drosophila ficusphila, 2019 nucleotides long. RefSeq names its product glutactin. The transcript has 5 exons. The record is from RefSeq and is a predicted model, not a curated record. Bases 1 to 2019 code for a protein of 672 amino acids. NCBI's taxonomy places the organism in Eukaryota, Metazoa, Arthropoda, Insecta, Diptera, Drosophilidae.
AUGGCACGGUUUAGUGGAGUUAUCUUGCUCCUGGCAAUCGUCCUUUUGGCAUUCUUUGUGGCUGAUGGCCUGGCGCAGAAGAAUCCUAACAGGCAGAAGCAGCAGAGGCAAAAACCAGGAAACCAGGCAAUUGGUCCCCAUAAGAACAAGCGCCCAAAACCCCAGCAAAACCAAAAGCAGAAGCCUAACAAGCAACAGGUGCAGAAUGUCCAGGAACCCAAAGUGUUCACCGUAACGAUUCCUCAGUUGGGAAGGCUCCGAGGACGUAAGCUGAACACCGAUUGGACGGGUAAAAGGAUAAUGCAGUUUUUAGAUAUUCCAUACGGAAAAGCCGAGCGCUUCAAGCCAGCUGAGCCCGCACCAGCCUGGAGAGGCGUCCUUCCUGCCAACCGCCCUCAUGCUGGAUGUCCUUCCAUUCAGGACCUGCUCAUGUUCGCCAAGUUGGAGGAGGAUGGCUUCGAUGUGGAGGAUUGUUUGCGACUUACGGUGAACACUAAAGCGUUGGAGGGCAAAUCCCUUCCAGUAAUGGUGUACAUCCACGGCGACUUCUUCUACGACGGUGAUUCGGUGGAGGCCGCUCCCGGAUAUUUGUUGGAACAGGAUGUGGUUUUGGUGUCCGUGCGCUACCGCCUCGGACCCUUCGGCUUCCUGUCCACGCUGACCGAUGAGAUGCCUGGCAAUGCAGCGGUCACCGACAUUAUCCUGGCACUCAAGUGGAUCCAGAAGCACAUUGCAUCCUUUGGCGGUGAUCCGCAGAGGGUAACGCUUUUUGGUCAAGUUGGUGGAGCGGCGCUGGUCAACGUGCUCACCCUGAGUCCAGCGGUUCCGACCGGACUCUUCCACCGCGUCAUCUAUCAGUCGGGAACGGCCCUUUCCCCCGCCUUCAUCACUGAUGCCCCCCUCGGAUCCACCAAGGCCAUCGGUCGGAUUGCCGGAUGCAAACAGCCCACCAAGGUGGAUCAGCUGAACAAGUGCUUGACCCGCCUGAACGCCACCAUGCUCUUGGCCGCCUUCAGUGUCCACGGCGAGGAUCAGCCCUCGUUGUCCGGCGGAGCAUACGGCGGAGUGCAGCUGGUCAUCGGCGGUCCAUCUGGCAUUCUGCCAGAGCAUCCUGGUCGCCUCCUGGCAGCCGAGAAGUUCCAGGCUUAUCCCACAUUGGGUGGCAGCGUCAAGCACGGCGGCACUUUCAUGUUGAGGGAUAUAUUUGCGGACAUCUUUAACGAGACAGUUUUGGACGAUAAGAUGACUGGACGGCAGUACAUCGAUACCAUUAUCGACCAGGCUAAUGGCGCAGAUCCCUCUGGUUCGUGGAAAGAGUUCUCAAACGAGGAGAUAUUUACCGAUGCCGAUGUCAAGAACGGCAGCUUUAAGCGCUUGACCCCGGGUCUUAUUGAUCUUUGCAGCACGAUUUCGCUGAAGAAUCCCGUAUUGCUGGUCCUGCAGGCCAACGCCAAGAAGCUGCCGAACAGCACCUACCUGUACAGUUUUGACUACGAAGGCGAACAGAAUCGCUACGCAACUGGUGAGGACGAGGCCGCCUUCGUGCCAUUCGACAUGGGUGUCUCUCUUACGGACGACAACCUGUACCUGUUCCCCUGGCCACGAUUCAUGGCGCUCAACUCGAACCGCGAUCUGAAGAUCGCCAGGCGAAUGGUGGCUCUGUGGACGUCCUUUGCAGCAACUGGUAUUCCUAAGGCACCCGGGGUUCCCACUUGGCCAACAAUGACUGACGAAACAGGACCUUACAUGAAGAUCGGUCGCACUGUCAGUUUCGGAGACAACUAUCUGGAUGAGUACCGCAUUGCAGUGGAGGAGGUGAAACAUGGUUACAGUCUGGUCAACGAGGAGUAUUACGAACUGGAAGCCGCUCUUUUGGCUGCCAGCAAAAAGGAAAAGGAGGAGGACGAGGAGGAUGAUCAGGACGAUGCUGAAACCGACAGCGAAAGAGCUUCCAAUGAGGCUCGUGGCCAGAACUUGGUGUUCAUUGCCAGAAAAUCCACUCGCACCCAAAAGCAGUAA